This is a messenger RNA of Schistosoma guineensis, 2994 nucleotides long. NCBI's taxonomy places the organism in Eukaryota, Metazoa, Platyhelminthes, Trematoda, Strigeidida, Schistosomatidae. The record is from the annotation of a GenBank genome assembly.
AUGAGCGAAACACAAUUCCUGAAUUCCGCUACUGAAACAGAUUCUAACUUCAAAUCUCCCCAUUUAAGCACAAGUUGCUCCCAUUUGCCCGUCAAAUUCACCAUCUAUGAACCGGACCCAGAAGACUCAGAUGAUUCCCAUCGCCUAGCUCAAGUAUCUAUAUCGAAUAAUAUGGUUGAUACGAAAGCUAUUGGCGACCUGUUCGACGAUAAUGAAGGUAAACGCUCGGUUAUGUCAAGUGUCCUUGGACCUUAUGUUCUCAAAAACACUCUAAGCAAUUCAUUCGCCUCCAUACCUAAUCACAUAAGAUCUGGAGAAUAUAAAAACAAGCAAUAUAAUACUAGUAAACAAUCUUGUCAAAAUAAUGCAAUAAAUUCUCUGCUUACAUCCAAAACAAGUUUGUCAUCAUCAUCGAUAAUUGGCUCGCAUAAAUUACAUCAAAGUAGUCAAAAUAUUCCAUUGAUUGGUCUGCGCUCCAAUUCCAACUUGACUAUAUCAUCAUUGUCAACAGUUCAAAGCCGUCAUAUUGUCGAGUCCAGUUCUACAAGUGCAUUAUCCAAUCAAAAUGUUUCAAAGCCAAGUCGAUCUCGACCUAGACGUUUUGCAAAUCUUUACAGCUCAUUAACUCCAUCCUACCGAACGAAAUUGGAACAAUUUCGACGUAUUUUUCGUGAUACUCCUGUUGAUACUGAACGACUACUUGUAGAUUAUUCAUGUGCUUUAUCUAAGAAUAAUAAUGGUCUAUUACUGCAAGGUCGAAUGUACAUUACUGAAACAUGGGUGUGCUUUUACUCAAAAAUUCUAUACGAACAGAAAAUAUUUUUGGCCGUCAAUGAGAUCGUUGCAAUUACCAAAGAGAAAACCGCUCGUGUUAUACCAAAUGCGAUCCAAAUUUUAUAUUCUAAAAAUCAUGAACGAUUUUUCUUCACAUCAUUCGCUUCCAGAGAACGAUCUUAUGCAAUAUUACGCAAAGUUUGGGAAAAUUGUCGUAAUCAUCAGACAAUGAGCAUUGAUGAAAUAUUACAACAAAUACGUGAUAUGUAUGGUGAUUAUAGUUUAGCUAUGGUUGAAGAUGAAGAAGAUACAGAUGGUGAUGCUGAAUUAGUGCCGACUACUUUUCCUCAUAUGCCGCGAACUUUAUCCGAUUCAUCUCUGUCUUCACAACUCACUGGUCGAUCGAAGUCGGCUUCACUUGAAGAUGUGUGCCAUUCGGAUCAACCAGUUAAUCUCGAUCGCUCUUCUAAAUGUUCCGUACUAGGAACUACGGAUGAUGAAUUAAAAGUUGUAUCCGAUGCUGAUAUUCCUUUUAAACGUGUUCCAUCCUUUUCAGAUCCGAGUCACUUCAGUACAAUUGGGGAUGAACCACAGUCUCAACAACUAAACACUAUCAAACGUUGUCCUACCCCUGAAGUUAAAUGUCAUUUAACAUCAGGAACUACACCUAAUGAAGUUAUGUCAGAUAGCUUUCAAGUGCCUCAUAAAUCUGUAAAAGAGAAAAAGAAACGUACGCGAAAAAAGCGUCUCGGAUCUCACCAUCAUGAUGAAGUAUCUAGUUCAAAACUAAUGCAACUUAAUUACUUGAAUACUCAGGACCCGUCACUUCCAGAUACAUCUGUAGUAAGUUCUACGGAACCUCCUAUCACAUGUGGUCCAGGUCACGAUCAUCCAGGUAGAGUGUAUACAAACACUGACAUUCCAUUGAAUGUUAACGCCUUAUUUCAAUGUAUUUUCACGGAUUCGGAAUUCUUCUCGCGAUUCAGUGAACAUCGUGGUACAUUUGGAAUGAUUCAAUCUCCAUGGCCAAUAUUUAAGUGGUCUAGUCCAUCAGAAUGUUUAAAUCAGUUAGAAACUUCUAGUAAAAUUGAAAGAACUAUUACCUAUACACUAACAUUAAAACAGAAACUCGGCCCAAGAACAUGCACGGCAGUAGAACAACAGACUCUUCUCUUAAGUGAAUCCAUAUCUGGGAAAAGAUAUAUCAUUGAUGCUAAAGUUACAAAUCAUGCUGUACCACUAAGUAAUUGUUUCUAUGUAGUUAGUCGUUAUUGUCUAUUGUAUGUAAAUCGUACAACUAGCCGACUACACGUUAGUUCACAAGUUAUUUAUGAGAAACCAGUGUUUUUUGGAGCAAAAAGUAUCAUAGAAAACACUUGUCAUUCUGGUCUUUCGGAUUUCUUUGAUACAAUAACUAUUAAAUUAAAAGAAUUCUCUACAAAUUUAUCCUUAGAAGAACGUCUAACCGGUGGUUGGUUAGCACAACAGAGAGGAUGCUUAAACAAUAUUACUCCUUCGUUAAAUCCAUCAAAUAUUCAAAAUAAUCCACUACUAAUUCAAAGUGUUAAUGGUAAUCAGAAUAAUCGUAAACUUAAUAAAGCUGAUACAUUGUUUACAGGGAAUGUAAACAGUAGUAAAGUUCCUGCAUCACGAUAUUCUGAUCAAGCGAAAUCAUCUAUAUUCAACAACUGUAUAAAUGAUAAUGCAAAUGUUAAAAAACAAAAUAAAACUACACUAUUCGGGUCUGGUGAUAUGACUUACUUAUUUAUGCGUCCAGAUCGUGCUUGGUUAUUACUAGUUGUUAUAGGUUUAUUACUUUGCUUAUUCUUAUCAAUGGUAUAUAAUCGGCUAGUAGUUUUAGAAAAACUAGCGGAACAAUUUCCUCCUCUAUCAGCUCAUGAUCGGAAUCAUUUUCAUGAUCUGUUUGGAACAUCACCACAAGAAGAUCGAGGAUCUAUACCAAUUUACAAGGAUCAUUUAGCUUCAAAAUCACCUGAAUGGGCAAGAACACGAUUAAAAGUGAUGAAAGAUCUCAUACACCUGUUAUCUAAAACACUUAUACAGAUGCAACAGACAUUAACUCAAGUACAACAGGGUAUAGAACUUCUAGAAUUCCCACCAUCUAACUUGGAGGAUAAUAUCAAGACAAGUAUGAAUGUGAAGACUCCGACAAAUACAGAUACGAAUUGUCCAGAUACUCAAACUAAACAUGUACCUUAA